Messenger RNA from Aspergillus uvarum CBS 121591, 687 nucleotides. RefSeq lists its product as uncharacterized. Lineage: Eukaryota; Fungi; Ascomycota; Eurotiomycetes; Eurotiales; Aspergillaceae. The record is from RefSeq and is a predicted model, not a curated record. The annotation marks the transcript as partial. The transcript has a single exon.
AGAUGGCUGAAAUUAAGAGAUGAAUUGGACGCUUCAGCUAGAUCUGACUAUAUGCGUCUCGACGUUUCUCUAAAGAACCUCCCUUCUACGCUUGAUAGUGCUGAGAUGAUCAGCGAUUACCGUAACCUGGUGAUUUCCCAGCCAGGCAGUGCUAGAUCGGCCCGUGAUGUUGCGACCGCUCUUCUGGUGGCCAGAUUUUACUUUACAUUAGACAGGACACCGGACCGCAUACCAGGAUCUACAUUCUCCUGGUGUCAUGGUGUGAUCAAAUGCAAAGGAAAUGCCUCUGAGAUAAUUGAAGCUAUUCAGCACUUAUACCCCGAUGACCUGGAAUUCGCUACCGACAAAGGACAUCUCACCAGCUUCGGCCUUGAGGGUAUCUGUAAAGCCUGUGGAAGAUACUCACAGCCGGUGUCGAUUCUGAUUCAUCAUCCAGAUCAGGUGAUAAACAUCUAUUUGCGUAUCAACAAGCACAGAAAAUGGAGUAUCAGUGGCUUCCCGAAUAAGAUUUCAUGGCAUAUUAAGGUACAGCAUUUACAAAGUGGCUUUGGACGACCCGACCAUGGAUACCCCUCGAUUCUACCAUGUGCCAACUGCUCUAAUGAGACCAGGGUAUCGUGGCGUAAGAAGCACUCCUUGUCACAUCCAGGCGAAGCGGAACAAAGGAAUAAGAAACCUCGCCUAUAA